Piliocolobus tephrosceles (Ugandan red Colobus) is the source of this 2213-nucleotide messenger RNA. It is a transcript of the gene RAP2B, whose product is annotated as RAP2B, member of RAS oncogene family. Gene Ontology annotation, cellular component: membrane. Gene Ontology annotation, molecular function: GTP binding; GTPase activity. The record is from RefSeq and is a predicted model, not a curated record. Gene Ontology annotation, biological process: Rap protein signal transduction. The coding region runs from base 190 to 741 and encodes 183 amino acids. The transcript has a single exon. NCBI's taxonomy places the organism in Eukaryota, Metazoa, Chordata, Mammalia, Primates, Cercopithecidae.
GCCGCGGGCCGGCCCGGCGCACGGCCCCCGCUCGGUGGUUUCCGCCCUGCAUUCUCUGGGCUACUCUCUCCUGGGUUUUUCCUGCGGAGCUGAGGAAGGGGAAGAGAAGUCCAGCCGCCAAGCCCAGCCUUCCCCGGCGCGCAGCCCCGACGGGGCCGCGGCAGGCGCGGCGAGAGCGCUGACGGAGCCAUGAGAGAGUACAAAGUGGUGGUGCUGGGCUCGGGCGGCGUGGGCAAGUCCGCGCUCACGGUGCAGUUCGUGACGGGUUCCUUCAUCGAGAAGUACGACCCGACCAUCGAAGACUUCUACCGCAAGGAGAUUGAGGUGGACUCGUCGCCGUCGGUGCUGGAGAUCCUGGAUACUGCGGGCACCGAGCAGUUCGCGUCCAUGCGGGACCUGUAUAUCAAGAACGGUCAGGGCUUCAUCCUGGUCUACAGCCUCGUCAACCAGCAGAGCUUCCAGGACAUCAAGCCCAUGCGGGACCAGAUCAUCCGCGUGAAGCGGUACGAGCGCGUGCCCAUGAUCCUGGUGGGCAACAAGGUGGACCUGGAGGGCGAGCGCGAGGUCUCGUACGGCGAGGGCAAGGCCCUGGCUGAGGAGUGGAGCUGCCCCUUCAUGGAGACGUCGGCCAAAAACAAAGCCUCGGUAGACGAGCUGUUUGCAGAGAUCGUGCGGCAGAUGAACUACGCGGCGCAGCCCAACGGCGAUGAGGGCUGCUGCUCGGCCUGCGUGAUCCUCUGAGGCGGCCGCCGCGCGCCGGCCGCGCUCUGCGCACAAAAGCCAAACGCAUCCGACUCUCCUAAAUGUGAUUUCUUUAUUGCUUUGAGAUUGGAGACCACUUUGCAUUGGCCAGGGUGUCUUGGGAGCCCGGCUGGCUUCCGCGGCUGGCGUCCCCUGCCUCCACCCUGUGCCCGAGGGGGUGUCCCGUCCUGCCCAUCCGAUACUCUGGUGGAAAUGUGGUUCUUUGCAGCAUGUACGUUUCUCCCUGAUUUUGGUUGAUGCAUAUUUCCCCGUUUAAGUAGCCGUUAGGGCGCAGUAUCGGCAGCUUGACACCCACCAAGCAAAAGUUUCAGCCUGGAAAAAAAAUGGGAGGGGGGAGGGGUGGAGGAAAAGGAGGGGGAGAAGGUGGAAAUGGUUUUUCUUUUCUUUUUUUUUUUUUGGUCAACAACCGUUUUUCUAGUUCCAAGUUUUAAAUACAUGGAAGGAAGUCCGGGAGAACCAUAUGAAGGAGCAGGAGGAGAGGAAGAAACUUUUGUUUUUUUCCUUGUUUUCCAGGAGUAGCUGGAAGUUAAGAUCGGGUUCCUUUUCUGCCAGCUUGGAAGGGCAACCCCAUGACUGAUUGCGAUUCUGAGGAUGUCUAUGCAAAGUUGGAUUCUUGUUACAGUGUAUCCAAUCUGAAGUAUUGCACAUCUGAACUGGGACUGUUAACACUGAUGCCAAUACAGUGUGGGGUGCCAGAAAGUGUCUGCUGAUAUUUGUGGAAAAAAAAUCUAUUUUGUUUACCUACUGUAUCAAAGGGGAGUCUGGGGGAGAACGGUAGUAUUUUUUUUUUUUAUCAGCUGUGAAAAAAAUGUUACAGAUCUGCACAUUUUCGUGUGUACUAUGGUGUGUGUGUGUGGUGUGUGUGUGUGUUUUAAGUUUAGCCUUUUGUUUUUGUUUUUUGGUUGGCAGUAACCGAUUUUAAUGACUAGCUUUUUAAAAUACAGUACAAAGACUUUGUAAAUGUGAUUCAGGGCCCCCAGCACCCCUGUGUCUGCAGAGUGCCUUCAAAACUCAGCUGUUCCAGCCGGUGCCAACCUGUGAACUUCCCACCAUAUCCCAGAAUCUGCUAUUCCCCAAACCACUUCCCAGUUUCCUUUCAAUAAUCUUUCAGAAGGAGCCAGGACAAUAGGGCCUGUUGUUUAGUGAAUUUCUUUAUUUUUUUCAGUCUUUAAAAUGUAAUUUCCAUCUCUUGCAAUGAAUUUGUUUCCUUUUUUUUUUUUUUUUUUUGCUUCAUUUUGCUUAAGUUUUCAGGUAUUUAGCUCCCCUUUUAUAUUAUUUUUAAUUUUUUAAAUUACCUGUUGUAGGGUGUUCCUCCAGAAGCAAAGAGCAAAAUUUUACUGUUGCGAUGUACCAAUUCUAACUAAUUGUAAUUUUUAAUUUCAUGCGUUUAAUCAUUGUCUCUUCAUUUUAAGACUUUUAAUACAAAUGUCAUUUUUAAAGAAACCCAAAAC